AUGGCCCAGUUGGUCUUGGCCGUUAGCGAAAUCCACAAGCUGCACUUCAUUCACCGCGACAUCAAACCCGACAACAUUGCCUUCACUCGUGAGGGCCAUUUAAAACUCCUCGAUUUUGGCCUCGCCAGAUUUGCCCCUCACGUCUUCGAAGGGUUUGCAGACAGCGGUUUGGCUGAAGGCCUGGGUAGCUGCGCUGCUCCGAGCUGCGCCUCCACGACUCUGAGCACUGACGCUUCAGUGCAGCUCUCGGAGAAGCAGCACGACCACAACUCGGAAAGCGGAACCUCCCCUGCAGUUCCCCAAACCCUCCAAAGACCCACCAGCUCUUUGCUGCGCUCCAUCUGCGGCACCCCCAUGUACACUGCCCCCGAAGUGCUGCUAAUUCCGUACCCUUCCCCAAUAUCCUCAAUCCUCUCCCCCGAAGCGAUUUCUCUCAUGCAGAAGCUGGUGUGCGACGCGUCGGUGCGUUACAAAAGAGCUGCGGAUAUUUUGGCGCAUCCUUUUUUCAAAGAUGUAAAUCUUGAAACAAUUUUUGAGCAGCAGCAGCCGCUAGCAGCAGACACGCGAGCUUAUGCAGCAAGUCAUUAUCCUUCUCUUUUUGGGCCUGACGGCGAGCUGCUGCUGCAGCAGCAGCAGCAGCAGCAGGGGGGCAGUGGCGGCAGCAGCACCAGCAGCAGCCCCCUCAGGGAAGCCCCGCAGCACACACAAGCCGCCCACAGAGACAAGAAAAACCAGCUGCAGCAGCAGCAGCAGCAGCAGAAGCAGCAGCAGCAGACGCACGCGGGAUGCCUCGCGAGCCUCAGGGCAGCAGCCAGAGGCGCCAGACUAGCAGCAGCAGAGCAGCAGCAGCAGCAGCAGCAGCAGCAGCAGCAGCACCAUCACCACCAGCGCUGCCACAACAGCAAACACAUCCCGAAGCAAGAGCUCAGCCAAGAUGAAGAGGUGGAUUUGCUUUUCGCCCGAUACCCCUUCGACUUGCGAGCGGAAGCAAGUAGACCAAAAACAGAACAAAUUAUAAAUGACAAAAGAGUGCAGGCAGUGCUGCAUGCAGCAAUGCAGCAGCAGCAGCAGCAGGAGCAGCUGCAGCAGGAGGAGGAGGGGAAGCAGGGCGAAGCGGCAGACGCAGCAGCAGCAGCAACAGCAGCAGCAGCAGCAGCGAGGGAAGCAGAACGAAAAGGGAGAAGCAGCAGGCAGCCGCCGCAGUGCAAAGGGCCGGCCCUCUGA
This is a messenger RNA of Eimeria tenella, 1224 nucleotides long. Its product is annotated as AGC kinase, putative. Gene Ontology annotation, biological process: peptidyl-serine phosphorylation; intracellular signal transduction. The coding region runs from base 1 to 1224 and encodes 407 amino acids. The record is from RefSeq and is a predicted model, not a curated record. NCBI's taxonomy places the organism in Eukaryota, Apicomplexa, Conoidasida, Eucoccidiorida, Eimeriidae. The transcript has 7 exons. Gene Ontology annotation, molecular function: protein serine/threonine kinase activity; ATP binding.